Molecule: messenger RNA, 3079 nt
Organism: Conger conger (European conger)
Lineage: Eukaryota; Metazoa; Chordata; Actinopteri; Anguilliformes; Congridae
Exons: 2
Coding region: 174-962 (262 amino acids)
Cellular component (GO): nucleus
Molecular function (GO): transcription regulator activity
Source: RefSeq, a predicted model, not a curated record
UAUAUUUAUUUUUCCAGUUUCAUAGUUGUUCAUUACUCAUAUGAUAAAGACAGGGAUAUUGGAUCCGAAGAGAGGGAAGCAAUCGAGUCAGUGUAUUCUGCGAUAUUAACCAUGCGCAGCAACUUUAUGGUGAAGAGUUCGAAUGAAGUGACAUUAUUACGUACAAAAGAUACAUGUUGGGCCGUGGAGUGAAGCGUAAGCUGAGCGACUUCGGGGAGGUGGCGGGGGCGAAGGACUCCGUGCCGGACGUGCCCUACAUGCAGCAGCGGCAGCUGGUGCUGAACAUGUGCCUGAACAAGCUGCAGAGCUGCCACAUGAGGAGCGAGCCAAGCCUGCACCGGGCCGUGCUGCUGGCCAACACCCUGCGCCAGAUCCAGGAGGAGAUGCGGCGCGAGGGCUGGGAGCCGCCGGCCGCGCCCGCGCCCUGGCCCCCCCACCCCUCCACGCCGCUGCACACCCCCAGCCUGCCGCCCGUGCCCUCGGACUGCCCCGAGGGGCCCGGCCCCGCUGCACACUCUGACUCCGGCCUGGCCCUGCCCCCCUCCCUACUGAGAGAGGAGGGUGGUGCUCAGGGGGAGAGAGGGCCGCCCGCCUGCCCAGGGUGCACCGAGACCGAGGAGGAGAGCGACUCCUCUUCCUCUUCCUCCGCUCUCUCCUCCUCACCAGAGGACAGCAGGACACCAGACUUGCUAUUUAGCUCCUUUGAGAUCACAAACUCAACCAGCUAUCUGACAGACCUGGCCUUUGACGACAUAUUUGAGGACAUUGACACCUCCAUGUACGACUGCUCAGACUUCUCCUCUGUCCUGGCGUACCCCCUGCCGAGGGCCAGUGGUGCCACCCCUGCAGCUGAGGAUGGCCUCAAGUCAUUCCCCAGCUGCACCACAGCCAGCGCCCUGCAGCUGUGUCUCACAGACCUGAAUGAGCUGGAUCACAUCAUGGAGAUCCUUGUGGGGUCAUGAAUGAACUGGAUUACAUCAUGGAGAUCCAUGUGAGGUCAUGAAUGAACUGGAUCACAUCAUGGAGAUCCUUGUGGGACCAUGAAUGACCUGGAUCGCAUCAUGGAGAUCCUUGUGGGGUCAUGAAUGAACUGGGUCACAUCACUGAGAUCUUUGUGGGGUCAUGAAUGACCUGGAUCACAUCACAGAGAUCCUUAUGGGAUCAUGAAUGAACUGGAUCACAUUACUUGGGAUCCACUUGUGGUUGUGAAGGACCUGAAUGACAUGCGUCUUAGUAUGGUCCUGACAGCCUUCGAUUGUUUAUAUUUUCAUAAUUAUAUUUGGGAUGGGAACAGCAAAAUUGUUUUACAAAUGUGCUAUUUAUUUUUAUACAAAUAGAGCACAAUAUAUUUAUAUAAAAAAGAUAAAUACAGAGACCUGCCUAAUGCACACCUACUGUAGAAUGAAACACACGUGUGGUGAGAGCUGAUGCAAUGCUUCUUACAUUCAUGAACUGAGUUUUAAAAUGAGACUGUAGGAAUACAGCGAGAAACACAAAGUAUUAUCAUUAUCAGCCGUUUCACUGAACUUUAAAUUGCAUUUGGCAACAGAAAUGUAUGCUGAUUUUUUUCCACUGAAAACAAAUAGAAAAAAAUCAAGUUACGCGAUAAGGCAACACCUUCAUGUUUUUCGAGUGAAAAUAGACUUAUUUUUGUAAAUUAAUUUUUAAUAUGUAUUUAUACGCCAUUAUGUCCUUUAAUGGAUUCCAUCAUGACAGGAGCAUUAAACAUAUAAUGCUAACUCUACCUCUUCUCGAUCUGCAUUGAGCACACUGUUCUCAGCCUCAAGCUUUUGGUCGGUAUCGAAAUUAUUUUAUAUUUAGUCCUAGCAGUUUAAUGUACUUUUUGUUUUAAAUCCAUUGAAACUGGUGAUUAUUUAUAGUUAUGUAAGAGUGUUUGUCUUCAAGCAGAUUACACACACAUUAUAAUCGUGUUUUGGGAUUUUAGUGUACGGUAGAAGACUGAUAGAAGUCCUCUGGCCUCUAAUAGCAACACCACUCUACCCCUAAAACUUCAUGUAUGGAGCAGAGAUAACUCAUUGAAAUGGUACUUCAGCCUGUGAACUUCCAAGUGCAAACAGCAACAUGUGCAGAUAAGGCAAAUUUUUCCCCCUGUUUUUGCUCUCAGAGAAGCCAUUGUCCCAGAUAAAACAAAUGAUCUGUUCAAGACUCAAUUUCCAAACACCUAAAGCCAUCUUCAGCAUGCAACAUUUAAAAAAAUAAAGGGUUUGGAGUUAGGUAUUAGAUGCAUGUUCAAGUGCUGUUCUAAGUAAAAUGGGUCCGCCCACCUAUUCAAUUUCAUAUCUCUGAAAUCGUUUGGAAAAUAUUGCAGAACUUGUCUUUCAUUUCAAUCCCUAUGAUGAGGAACAUCACCAAACUGUCCGUCUCUGUCUUCCUUCUAUCCUUUACGCCCACACGUCCAAUGAGUGACCCUGCUGUCCCGAGAUCUGCCAAGCUUUUUGCACUUAGGCUGUUGUCACAUGGAAGUACUUGCCUGUAGAAAUGAGAGUUCUGCUGAAGCUGCUGUGAGCACAAGACCCAUCAUUACUAUUCGUAGCCUGACACCAGCCAAUCAGGUGAGAUGUGGGUGGAGUGCGAGCCCCCCUUUGUUAGAUUGGACAAACACAUUUUUAGCAGCUAGAUUAGGAUUCUAUCCACAGCAGGAUGCUUGCUUUGCCUUACCUGUCUUUAAUUUUAGGAAAUUCCAUACACUUAUGAUGCAAUAUAGAUUCUGCAAAGAAGCAGUUUAAUCUUUAUCAUUAUAUUUGUCGAGACGGUUAUCAUAUACUAUUUUCCGUACAGCAGAACUACUCUAGUUAAAUGCAGUAUGUUUUUCUCUGAUGUAUGGAUAUUAUGGCCCAAUAGAGCAGAAAGAUGAGAGGAAAAUGGAGUGUUGUAGCCAAGUUAGAGAUCAUAAAGCUUCUGGUGCCUCUUGAAACACUGGAUGGAACACUGGAACAUGGAAACACUCUGAUGUUUCCAUGUUCCAUCCCAGUUGACCACAAACAAGCAGACCCACCCAUUCAUUUUAUAUGAGCAGGAAUUACACUUCUGCAGACUGGCAUGUAAAUCGGACCCACUU